Nicotiana tabacum (common tobacco) is the source of this 944-nucleotide messenger RNA. The record is from RefSeq and is a predicted model, not a curated record. Lineage: Eukaryota; Viridiplantae; Streptophyta; Magnoliopsida; Solanales; Solanaceae.
GCACCAGGAAUCCUGAGAAUGCACUUCCAUGAUUGUUUUGUACUAGGUUGUGAUGGUUCUAUCCUCAUUGAAGGUUCAGACGCUGAGAGAACUGCUAUCCCAAACAGAAAUUUGAAAGGAUUCGACGUUAUUGAGGAUGCUAAGACGCAAAUUGAAGCUAUCUGUCCUGGAGUUGUUUCCUGUGCUGAUAUUCUUGCUCUAGCUGCUCGUGAUUCCGUUGUUGCGACUAGGGGACUGACAUGGUCUGUGCCUACGGGACGUAGAGAUGGGCGAGUUUCGAGAGCAGCUGAUGCGGGUGACCUGCCAGCUUUUUUUGAUUCUGUGGAUAUUCAAAAGCGAAAGUUUCUUACAAAGGGUCUCAACACUCAAGAUCUUGUCGCCCUUACUGGUGCGCACACUAUUGGAACCGCAGGUUGCGCAGUCAUCAGAGACAGGCUAUUCAAUUUCAACUCCACUGGUGGCCCUGACCCUUCAAUAGAUGCAACCUUUCUUCCUCAGCUUCGAGCAUUAUGUCCACAAAAUGGGGAUGCCUCAAGGCGUGUGGGACUAGACACUGGAAGCGUAAACAAUUUCGACACUUCGUAUUUCUCCAACCUCAGGAAUGGUCGUGGAGUUCUGGAAUCAGACCAGAAGCUGUGGACCGAUGCUUCUACACAGGUGUUUGUCCAAAGGUUUUUAGGUAUUAGGGGAUUACUUGGAUUGACAUUCGGCGUGGAGUUUGGCAGGUCCAUGGUUAAAAUGAGCAAUAUUGAAGUUAAGACUGGCACUAAUGGUGAAAUUCGUAAAGUUUGCUCUGCUAUCAACUGAUACAGAUAUUGUACCCUUUUAUGUACUUACUACUCUUGUACUUAGUUUCUUUCAGUCAGCGCAAGCUGCAAAAUCGAAUUGUUGUGAUAUCCAACAUUAAUAAAUAAAAGCAUUUACAGAGUGAAGUUGCUGUUUUC